CCACGGCGAUCAGACUUGCGAAUGCUUGCGAACGACGAACACAUGUUCGUUUUGUUUGUUGACGAGUGCAGACGAAACAGUGAUUGAAUUUUCUCACAGAUUCUUUCUAUUCAGUCUGAAUUAAAAAAAAAAUAGUGAAUUGCACAUGAACUUAAAUGUGCAAUACCAUUUGAAUAGUAUAAAAGAUUGUGGGAGCAUGAAAACUUGUACCUAUAAAUCAUAACCUACAAACAAGUGCGAAGGUUAAACACAACGAAAUUUCUCGAUCAUGAAGAUUUCGAGAUUAAAAAAGGUCCAAAAAAACUUAGGUUUUUAUGUAAAUAAUUAUAAAUUUCGUGAGCCUUAUCAAGUGCUUAUAGACGGAACAUUUUCAUUUGCCGCUCUUGAAAAUAAAUUCAGUAUACAAGAACAAUUACCAAAAUAUUUUCAAGCUGAGACAAAACUGUUAACAACCCAAUGCGUUAUACUUGAAACUGAAAAAUUGGGACCCAAAGUCUAUGGGGCCAUGCUCAUAGUUAAGCAAUUCGCAGUGCAUCGAUGCGGACAUGAAAAAAAUCCAACUUCUGGAACAAAAUGUUUACUCUCCAUGAUAGGAAAAGACAAUCCUUCAAGAUAUCUUAUAGCAACCCAAGAUCGCGAGUUACAAGAUCGGUUGAGAUCAAUACCAGGGGUUCCCUUGUUGUAUUUACACGGCAAAGCCCCAACGUUAGAUCCACCAUCGCAUACAAGCAGAAAUCAUGCAGGUGAACUGUUGAAGAGAAUAUUUAUGAAUUCGACGCAGGAAGAGACAAUUAAAUCAUUGAAACAAAUAUCUGGUUUGGCAACGGAGACGGAGACAAAACCUAAGAAAAAGCGAAAAAAGGGUGGACCGAAUCCUUUGAGUGUAAAGAAGAAACAGAAGAAAGUACCGGAGAAGGGUAUAGCUCAGAAAAAAACCUCUGGCAAAGUACGAAAAAGAAAAAAGGUGAAAAUAUCGAGUCAUGUAAAGGAAGCACUAAAAAUGUCACAAAAGUAAAUAAAGUACGAUAAUGGCUGUA
Molecule: messenger RNA, 1037 nt
Organism: Venturia canescens
Lineage: Eukaryota; Metazoa; Arthropoda; Insecta; Hymenoptera; Ichneumonidae
Product: rRNA-processing protein UTP23 homolog
Exons: 3
Coding region: 269-1015 (248 amino acids)
Cellular component (GO): small-subunit processome; nucleolus
Molecular function (GO): small ribosomal subunit rRNA binding
Source: RefSeq, a predicted model, not a curated record